Molecule: messenger RNA, 2295 nt
Organism: Syngnathoides biaculeatus (alligator pipefish)
Lineage: Eukaryota; Metazoa; Chordata; Actinopteri; Syngnathiformes; Syngnathidae
Gene: gmpr
Product: guanosine monophosphate reductase
Exons: 8
Coding region: 553-1686 (377 amino acids)
Biological process (GO): nucleotide metabolic process
Cellular component (GO): GMP reductase complex
Molecular function (GO): GMP reductase activity
Source: RefSeq, a predicted model, not a curated record
UAAUUUAGUUUUGCAUCUUUCCAUGAUAAACAUAUAUGCUAAAUUGUAUGCUUACCAGAUGCAACCAUUUUCAAAAACGUUUGGAACAAAUCAACAGAAGGGGUCUGCUUCAAACUAAAAAUUGUCAACCACUUGUAGGCUCAAAUGACAUUUUCAGGAACCCUCUCGCAACGUGUGCGGGAUUCAAUGCCGACAUGACGCCCUGGUGCCGGAUGCAACCAUUUCCCCAACCUGCUCUCAAGCGCUCGUGCCCACUCGUGUGGUUCGGUCGCAAUGCUGCUAGUGGACAGCGGGUGUGCUCUUUAGCACUGCAGCAGCCACAACUGCAGUAAGAGUGACACCGGAGCAAGAGGAGAUGAAGGAGUAAGGGUGUGAAAGCCCAAAUAAAGCCAUGGGGGCCGGGGCAGGGCUGGGCCCCCCUUCGCUAUAAAUACACUGGCGUCCCGCGGGCUCGGAUUUGGCGGUUCGGGCUUCGGACAGGGGACCACCACUGCCGCGAUAGUAGCCUUCCUUAAAGGAAUUACAUCAUCAUCAUCAUCAUCAUCAUCAAGGAUGCCUCGCGUGGACGCAGACCUCAAGCUUGACUUCAAGGAUGUCCUGUUCCGCCCCAAAAGGAGCAGCCUGAAGAGUCGCUCCGAGGUGGACCUGCAGAGGACUUUCACAUUCCGCAACUCGAAGCAGACGUACUCCGGAAUCCCCAUCAUCGCCGCCAACAUGGACACCACCGGAACCUUUGAGAUGGCCCGGGUCCUCAGCAAACACACGCUGUUCACCGCCAUUCACAAACACUACACGGUGGAAGAAUGGAAGAACUUUGCUGCUAAUCACCCAGAGUGCUUGGAGGUAGGUCUGUAUUGUUAUCUGAAAAAAAAAAUGAAUUCAAUCACUGCCAUUUUUGUGUCCUUUGUGGACUUUUUCUAUGGUGACAAAAAAUGUCAGCACGUCGCCGCCAGUUCGGGCAGCGCCGGCGGCGAUCUGGACAAGCUGUGCGCCAUCGCCGCGGCCGUGCCCGCCCUCAAGUAUAUUUGCCUGGACGUGGCCAACGGCUACUCGGAGCACUUUGUCGACUUCGUCAAGGCCGUGCGAGGGAAGUUCCCCGCGCACACCAUCAUGGCCGGCAACGUGGUGACGGGGGAGAUGGUGGAGGAGCUCAUCCUCUCCGGGGCGGACAUCAUCAAAGUGGGCAUCGGACCGGGGUCUGUGUGCACAACGAGGAUCAAAACUGGCGUCGGUUACCCUCAACUGAGCGCAGUCAUCGAAUGCGCCGACUCGGCUCACGGCCUCAAAGGACACAUCAUCUCUGAUGGCGGCUGCAGUUGCCCUGGCGAUGUCGCCAAAGCCUUUGGUGCGGGCGCCGACUUUGUGAUGAUGGGCGGCAUGCUGGCGGGUCACGACCAGUGCUCGGGGGAUCUGAUCGAGAAGAACGGCAAAAAGUUCAAAAUCUUCUACGGGAUGAGCUCCGACACGGCAAUGAAGAAAUACGUGGGCGGCGUGGCCGAGUACAGGGCGUCGGAGGGCCGGACGGUGGAGGUGCCGUACCGGGGCGACGUGGAAAGCACGAUCCGCGACGUCCUGGGCGGCGUGCGAUCCACUUGCACCUACGUGGGCGCCGCCAAGCUGAAGGAGCUGAGCCGCAGGACCACCUUCAUCCGCGUCACGCAGCAGUCGAGCCAAAUGUUCGCUUGAAGGCGCCCGGCCCAAAGUCGUCUCAGGAUUAUCUGCUGUCAACCUCGCGAAAUGAUUGUUGAUGUUCUCUCAAUAAUGGACGCCAACGAUGCCACGUAUUUACAGCGGUGCCUUGACUUGUGAGCUGAGUAGUGAGUGGAUCUCUCUUAAGUCGAGGCAUGGCCCUUCGUGGCGCGGAGGGGCGAGUGGGGCUCGUUUGUUUUUUGAGGGGACAAGAAAAUGCCCAAAUUCCUCAAUGUUACUUUUUGGUUCCGUCCAAUAAAAGUGCAUGCAGACACUUCUGCAAACUUGCUAACUCCUUCAUCCGUGCUCAUCAUUGUGUGGAUGUUACACUUAAGUUUCUUUGUGGGGGGGAGAAUGGGGGGCUCAAGAGGGAAAAUAUCCAUACAUAUAUUUUGGGAUUUAAAAAAAGGCGGUUUUUUUUUUUUUUUUUUUUUUUUUUUUGCUUCUCCAUUAAAGUUUCUUUUUUUUUUCCCUAUGGCCACUAUUUUUUUUAUUUUAAUUUUAAAAUUUUAAUUCCCUCACGAACAAAAAUUUCCAAAGCCCCCACAUUCAUUAUAUUUAUUUAAUAAAAAUUAUAUUUUAUAUAUAUAUUUUUUAAAAGUCAUA